This is a messenger RNA of Mollisia scopiformis, 678 nucleotides long. RefSeq lists its product as uncharacterized. Bases 1 to 678 code for a protein of 225 amino acids. Lineage: Eukaryota; Fungi; Ascomycota; Leotiomycetes; Helotiales; Mollisiaceae. The record is from RefSeq and is a predicted model, not a curated record. The transcript is spliced from 5 exons.
AUGCCGCGCACUUUGUUGAAGCUCGUUGGAGCCUUCCUUACUUUCAUCACCAUGGCUGCCGCCGCAACUGUCCCAAUCUCUAGAGGUACUUCAGUUAAUGACCUCGAGGCUGUUGAUAUGGCCUUCACCGGUACCAUUCAUGGCGUCGCUGUCCAACUCAACGGUAGCUCUGCUCAGUUCUCCACCCUCUACCCUGAGGUUGUUGCCGAUCACAACGCAAAUAACCCCGCUGUCGGUACUCUCGAGGACUACUUCACAUGGUAUCCUGUCAAUGCUUCCGUCGCUCCUCGUGGCACUGGCACUCCUCUCAUUGCUCGCAACAAGAUGCAACCUCCCCUUUGUUGGCCAGUUGGAAAUUGGGGAUGGGGUACGACUUAUGUGGACCGCAUCCAACAAGGAAUUUCCUAUCUGAACCAUCUGGGAGGAAGAAUCUAUCUUGACGUCGGAGCAAGAUCACGUAUCAGCUGCUCGUAUAGUGAUGCUAUCUAUGCAAAUAAUGACAAUCCUUACCCAAUCAAUCCAGCCACCGUGUACUUGGCCUCCUACGCCCAAGACCUUAUCAACUUCUGCCAAUUUCAAGAUCCAAACAGUAAAUUUUGGAUGGUCUGUGGACAGGAAUUUGAUUCAGAUAACUACAACGUCGUCGUCCGAUACGAUAGCACCCAAGGCUGUGGAUAA